Truncatella angustata is the source of this 1191-nucleotide messenger RNA. RefSeq lists its product as uncharacterized. Bases 1 to 1191 code for a protein of 396 amino acids. The record is from RefSeq and is a predicted model, not a curated record. The transcript is spliced from 3 exons. Lineage: Eukaryota; Fungi; Ascomycota; Sordariomycetes; Amphisphaeriales; Sporocadaceae.
AUGUCGAUGCCUCCUAGAGCCGUGCUCUUGGUUGUGCCUGUCACCACAUUCUUCAUAUUGGCGAUUGCUUGCAUCGGCCUUAGACUAUGGGCGAAGCGCAUAAAGAAGACCUCACUUCGGUUUUGUGACUACGCCAUUCUUGUCGCUGCGGUGUUUGCAGCAGGAUAUCUUGGAAUUUGUUGGCUAGUGGUUGACCGCGGCGGCGUCGGUUAUCCGCUUGUACAAGUAUCACCACCAGCGCGGGCACUUACCCAGAAGUCGUUCGUUGUGGCAUGGCUUUUGCAAUCGUGGGGCAACACAUUCGUACGCCUUUCCAUUCUCGACUUCAUCGCGCAUGUAUUUUCCGUGAAGAAGUUUCGCAUGGUAGUGUAUUUCUUUGAAGCGUGCGCGAUUGCAUACUUGGUUGGCUGUACAAUCACCUUCUUUGCCGUCUGCCGUCCGAUGAGGUACAACUUCUCAAUCAACCCAGUCGAAAUACAACAAUAUUGUGGCGACCUAAGUCUCAAGUUUCUCCUGAGCGCCAUCUUCAACCUUGUUCUUGACGUCUGCAUAUUGGUGCUUCCUAUGCCUAUGCUAUUGACGCUGCAGCUGAACAUACGUAAAAAGUUGUCGCUCGUCUUCGUCUUCAGUCUGGGUAUAUUUGUAUGCUUUGCUACAGCAUGGCGUACGUACAAUGUCGUCAAGUUUUCCACGCCGGAGGCCAAGAUGAACUUCACCAUGACCGUUGUCGAAGACGCCCUUUGGUCUGGACUCGAAAUCACUCUUGGGAUUAUCAAUGCAUGUCUGCCCGUCAUGCCCCCAGCGCUCCAACAGAUGUUCAAGGCUCCUUUCCUGAAACUCUUGACUUUCUCAAGUAGACCCGCCAGCAAGCCCUCCAAGUUCUCCGACUCGGAUAUCAGUGCUACCUCCGGAUCCUCGGGCAGCAGAAAGUCCUGGCUACGCAUUGGCGGCGCCAAAGGUGUUGGGAGGGGAAGCGACUGGAGCGAGACAGCACACUCCAUGCCCGUCAUAAGGCACUCUGUAGACGUUGAGUCGCGUUCGAUAGAUCAGAUUUCGACAGACAGAAUGGGCUCGACCACAAGACUGGCUACUAAUUCCACAGUCUAUCAGUACCCUACUGUCAAUCAAUAUCAGCUCAGCAGCAAGAUGGAAUCGCAAGGUCAAAACGCGCCACCUAACCAACAGUGGUAA